UACACCCCUGCACAGAUAUGUACUCGGGUAGGACCCUACUAUUUAAGAAGGCAGUCAUGAUACGCAUAAGAUGGGAGUAAUAUUAAACAGUGACCUUCAAUGGAAACAACACUACAAUGUAAUGCAGCCACACAUACAUAAGGAAGAAGGAAGGUAUUUAACUUAUUUUAACCACCAGACAAUACUUGAUUAGCCAGUUUCAUUUACAGGGAAACAGUAACCUAAAACGAUUGACGCCUAUUGUACCUGAUGGCAGCAAUCUAACACAGGAUGAGGAAGAUUUCAGCAAGAGUCACGAGCUGCAGUGUAGCUCUGCUCUGUGCCCUGACUUCUGUCUCGGCUGUAAAGAAAAAUCUCAAUUCAAUAAAUGAUUUGAAGAAAAUCAACUAUGGCCAAUCUGUGCCCAAACACAGCCUUGUCCUGCUCUACUGGUUUGCCAACAUAGUUGACAUUGACGAGAACAAUGUCAUAAGGCUGACAUUUGACCCUAAUAGUGGAGAUUAUGGCUCACAUCAUUAUGGCAACUAUGAGGGGCUACUGGACCCACUGCCUCGGGGAAAUAGAUACAAGUACUACACUAUUGGCAAUCUCAAUCAGGAAACCUCCAUGCCACUUCCACCUUUUGUUGUCCGUUCCCCAACUGGGUUUGUGGGAAGAAACAGGGACAGGGUCAUAAUUCUUGUCAGGGAGCAGAACAUAAUAGGGCAAGCUUUGCAGAUAGAUCAAGUGUAUAUCACACAGCACAUUCAACUUCAGGGGACGUAUGAUCCAGAUCAUACCUACAGGAUCACUACUACCCUCUUGAGACAGAUCAGAGAGUUUUCUGUAGGAGACGACCAACAGCAAAUGCAGUAUCUCAGAAGCCUCUAUGGAAGUAACGCUGAUGAUAUCCAUAUCAGAAACACAUGGGGUGACCUUGCUUGCCUUGGACUGCUGUUGUUUAUUGUGAUCCAGGAAAGGUACUCCUUUAACCAACACAACAACAGAAUAGAAAACAACCACACACAUCAAAACAACAACAACAACAACAGACCGGACAACUGCAGACCAGAAAACAGCGGACUGGAAAACGGCAGACCGGAAAACUGUGGACUGGAAAACGGCAGACUGGAAAACUGUGGACCAGAAAACUGCAGACCAGAAAACAGACAAAAUGACUGGAAAGAUGAUGCUUUGGUGAUCGGCAUUAUUUCUUGUAUUUGGUUUAUUUUAUUUACUUAUUCUUGGAUUUUUUAAUACACUGGGAAAGUAUAUGGUAAUGAAUGACAAACACAAAUUAAUAUUGUCUAAAUCAGGGUGUGAUGGUAGUGCUUUUCAAGGACGAUGAGGAGCACAAAGCCAGCAGGACUCAUCAGUUAAUCAGCAUCAAACAACGGCCAGGUGUUGCUCGGUGUAUGCUUCGUUUGGCCUUCCUAUGUAUAAUUUUAUUGUUUAGUAUAUUAUUGCAUAGUUAAUAUUAGGGACG
Messenger RNA from Etheostoma spectabile (orangethroat darter), 1465 nucleotides. RefSeq lists its product as uncharacterized. Bases 271 to 1236 code for a protein of 321 amino acids. NCBI's taxonomy places the organism in Eukaryota, Metazoa, Chordata, Actinopteri, Perciformes, Percidae. The transcript has 2 exons. The record is from RefSeq and is a predicted model, not a curated record.